AUGGCCAAGCAGAGCAUGGAUAAAAUCAUAGAGAAUUCUUGCAGGAUUCUGAAGUUCACCGAGCCCAUGGCGGACAACGCGUUACGAAAUCACGUUAUACAGUUGGUACAAGUUAAUGAUAAAGAUCAGUGUGAACUACUCUGUUAUUUGGAGCAGAUGUGCCUGUCUUUCAAUUUUGGAUCGGGGAAUUGUGAACUUAGUAACUCAGAUCAUUAUCAACACCCGGAAGAUUUGGCUUCCAGGAUAGGUUUCUCGUAUCAUCCAACAGCUAUACUUUGCAGCGGCUUACUUUGUCCACCAGCUUCAUCCUGUUUACCAAAUCACCAAGGAAACCUUCGUUGUGUUUGUCCUGCUGACUGGCCUAAUGCAACUAACUGUGAAAGAGAUGCCGAUGAAUGUUCCCUUGAAACGCAUGACUGUUCCGCUGACGCGUAUUGUAAUGACACCGUGGGCUCUUUUAAGUGUACUUGUCGGACAGGAUUCACAGGAGACGGCAGAAAAUGUCGAAAUGUCGAUGAAUGCUCCCUUGGAAAACAUAACUGCUCCGCUGACGCGUUUUGUAAUGACAACUUGGGCUCAUUCACUUGCACUUGUGUGUUGGGAUUCUCAGGCGAUGGCAGAACAUGUCAAAAUGUUAAUGAAUGCACCCUUGGAACACAUAACUGCUCUACUGACGCGUUUUGCUUUGACACCGUGGGCUCAUAUAAUUGCACAUGUAGGACAGGAUUCACAGGCGAUGGCAGAACAUGCCAAACGACCAAUGAGUGUGUUGCGGAAAACAAUUCAUGUCACGAGGACGCCGUGUGCACAGACACCGAAGACGGCUACAACUGCACGUGCAGUCAGGAUAUGAUAGGGAACGGAUCCUUAUGCUUGGGAUUUCCUUUUUACUGGACACUUAAUGGAUCUGAUCCGUUCAUAAGCUUGUACAAUGGUGCCACCUACAAAAGUAUUAAUGGAACGACAGCCCUGUAUUUGGAUGGACGUUCAUACGCAGAAACUCCAGCACUCCCAAUCCAGACCACCAGCUUCAGUAUCCUGUGCUGGAUGAAAGUUUUAAACCUUCCUGCGGAUGUUAUAAACAUUUACUCUGAUUGGUCUUCACCCCACCAGUUCAGGUUUGGCAUGAUACAAGACAGUUUGUGCGCCAACCUCCGCCGAGAUUUUCCUAAAUCCUCAAAUAUUGUCUACUUCUGUGGAGGGCAUAUCCACAUGGAUAAAUGGAUGCACGUCGCAUUCACAUGGAGUCGCGAAGGACUUCUCGGAAGACUGUACAUAGACGGAUUCGAAGAAGGCAAACAAAGAGUUCUUGGGUCAACUAUUAAUUUAGAUCUCAACCCCACUGGCCACUCUGUGUUUGACAUCGGGCUCAAACGGGAUUCCUUGUUUCAACAUACUUUCCACGGAUUUCUAAGGAAUCUCAUGGUUUUUGAUGUGGCAAUAACUGGAUUAGAAGUGAAGAAAAUUUUUACAGACGGUUACACGGCAGCUUAA
Messenger RNA from Pocillopora verrucosa, 1494 nucleotides. The record is from RefSeq and is a predicted model, not a curated record. Lineage: Eukaryota; Metazoa; Cnidaria; Anthozoa; Scleractinia; Pocilloporidae.